This is a messenger RNA of Mobula hypostoma (lesser devil ray), 7711 nucleotides long. Its product is annotated as ribosomal protein S6 kinase alpha-5-like. Bases 358 to 2700 code for a protein of 780 amino acids. Gene Ontology annotation, biological process: intracellular signal transduction; regulation of DNA-templated transcription; peptidyl-serine phosphorylation. Gene Ontology annotation, molecular function: magnesium ion binding; ATP binding; protein serine/threonine kinase activity. The transcript is spliced from 18 exons. The record is from RefSeq and is a predicted model, not a curated record. NCBI's taxonomy places the organism in Eukaryota, Metazoa, Chordata, Chondrichthyes, Myliobatiformes, Myliobatidae.
CUCCGUGUGUCCGGACCCCUCGCGCCAAAGAGAGCUGGCGCUGGUUGUUCCAAUGUUCGCUGAUUGCGCCAUGUCUCUUACUCCGUCCAUGCCGCAACAUUUCUGAUCCUGUUAUACUAAUACAAUAGGAUUUAUCUCUCCAGGCAUCAGUAGACAGAGACCAACCAAAUCAAACUACAACUGCCAUAAUGCAGCACGUGGAUAUGUCGCUGCGGCACCAGGUUUUGGAAAGAGGGAGACUUCGGGGUGACAGCGGCUGCCGGCGACCCAGCACAAAGCCUGUCCCAGUUCAGAUUCUUUUGUUUCUUUAACAAACUUGUGCUUUAGCAUUAAAUUCGGAUCCGAUUUCCACUCAGUAUGGGAGAUGACGCCGAGGAAGGGAGCUGCACUGUAAAACACGAAUUGACACAUGCAAACCUCACUGGACACAGAGAAAAAGUUGGAUUGGAAAACUUUGAGCUACUGAAGGUUCUGGGAGCAGGAGCAUAUGGGAAAGUUUUCCUGGUCAGAAAAAUUAGCGGCCAUGAUACAAACAAGCUCUAUGCAAUGAAGGUCCUCAAGAAGGCUGCAAUUGUACAAAAAGCAAAAACCACUGAACACAUCAAAACAGAACGGCAGGUGUUAGAACACAUUCGUCAGUCUCCUUUUCUGGUCACAUUGCACUAUGCUUUCCAGACAGAUACAAAGCUUCACCUUAUUCUAGACUAUGUGAAUGGUGGUGAAUUGUUUACACAUCUUUACCAAAGAGAGCACUUUACAGAAAACGAGGUUCAAAUUUACACCGGAGAGAUUGUAUUAGCUCUGGAGCACCUCCAUAAGCUUGGAAUCAUAUAUCGAGAUAUCAAACUCGAAAACAUUUUAUUGGAUGGUGAUGGUCAUAUUGUUUUAACAGACUUUGGACUCAGCAAGGAAUUUGUCAUUGAUAAGAAUGAAAAGGCAUAUUCAUUCUGUGGCACCAUUGAAUACAUGGCACCGGAGAUCAUUCAAGGAGGAAGUUGCGGACAUGACAAGGCUGUUGAUUGGUGGAGUCUGGGAGUCCUUGUGUAUGAACUGUUAACUGGAGCAUCUCCUUUCACUGUGGAUGGUGCAAAAAAUUCUCAAUCGGAAAUCUCAAGGCGAAUCUUAAAAAAUGAUCCAGCAUUCUCUGUAGAGAUUGGGCCCACUGCCAAGGAUUUAAUACAGAAACUUCUGAUGAAAGAUCCCAAACAAAGGCUUGGUUCAGGGCCAACAGGAGCUGAAGAGAUAAAAUCACAUGCUUUUUUCCAGGGAUUAAACUGGACUGAUUUAGCAAACAAGAAAAUUAAGCCUCCAAUCAAACCAGUCAUUGAAAAUGAACUUGAUGUUAGCAAUUUUGCAGAGGAGUUUACAAAAAUGGAUCCAGCCUAUUCUCCUGCUGCCAUUCCUCAACAUACUGAUCUCUUUAAGGGUUACUCAUUUGUGGCACCUUCAAUACUCUUCAAUUGGAACGUUGUAAUGGAUAAUACAUGCAUCGAUGAUCUACAGAUGAGUACAGAAAGGCCAGGCGACAAUACAGUUGCAUGCAGUGCUAUGAUGAAGGAUUCUAUGUUUUACCAAAACUAUGAAAUAAAUUUGAAAGAAAAACCACUUGGUGAAGGAAGCUUCUCUGUUUGUAGGAAAUGCCGGCAUAAGAGGACUGGACAGGAAUACUGUGUGAAAAUCAUCAGUAGACGAAUGGAACUCUGCACACAAAGAGAGAUUGCAGCACUGAAGCACUUGGGGGCUCAUCCCAACAUUGUUAAGUUGUAUGAAGUUUACCAUGACCAGUUGCACACAUACUUGGUAACGGAGUUAUUAAGAGGAGGUGAGCUAUUGGAAUGCAUUAAAAAGGGGAAGCACUUUAGUGAAUCUGAAGCCAGCAAAAUAAUGAGCAUGCUUGUGUCUGCAGUUCGUUUUAUGCAUCAUUGUGGAAUUGUGCACAGAGAUUUAAAACCAGAGAAUAUUUUAUUUGCUGAUAAGAGUGUUGACUCACCGAUCAAGAUUGUAGAUUUUGGGUUUGCAAAAGUUAAGCCUUGCGAUAACCAGCCGCUGAGGACACCGUGCUUCACUUUACAAUAUGCAGCUCCUGAGGUUCUCAAGCAAAAUGGAUAUGAUGAGUCUUGCGACCUGUGGAGCCUAGGAGUAAUACUUUAUACAAUGUUAUCGGGACAGAUUCCAUUUCUAAGUAAACAGAGUGCAGCAACAUUGAGUACUGAUGAAAUCACACGGCAAUUUACGCUCACAGGAGAAACCUGGAACAGUGUCUCACAAGAAGCUAAGGAACUCAUACAAGGUUUACUUACUGAAGAUCCAGGCUCUCGUCUGAAAUUUAGUAGUUCCAGUUUCAAUAAUUGGUUUCAAAAAAGCUCCUGCUGGUCCACCAAUCCAUUGUCAUCUCCAGUUAUUCUUGAUUGCUCUUCCAACAGCUGUUUCAAGGCCUUUAAUAAGUGCAAGAGGGAAGGUUUUUUCCUUCAAAGUGUUGAAAAUGCUCAUUUGGCAAAAAGGCGAAAGAUGAAGAAAAGUAGUGCAAGUACAGAGACUUGGAGUAGUUCUAGCGAAAGUUCCAUUUCUUCACCAUCCCAGUCUCUUGGAAGAGCAUCUCCUACAUGCAUUGUUCAAAUUCCUUUAUCAGCAAAAAAGUCAGAGUGUUUCUUCCAGUUUUCCGAAGAAUUAAAUAGCAGCUUCAAAAAUGCUUCUCUCUAGCUAAUGCAAUAAUAUUCCACCCUGUCUCCUGUACUGACCAUACCUCUUCCCACCCUGUCUCCUGUACUGACCAUACCUCUUCCCACCCUGUCUCCUGUACUGACCAUACCUCUUCCCACCCUGUCUCCUGUACUGACCAUACCUCUUCCCACCCUGUCUCCUGUACUUGACCAUACCUCUUCCCACCCUGUCUCCUGUACUGACCAUACCUCUUCCCACCCUGUCUCCUGUACUUGACCAUACCUCUUCCCACCCUGUCUCCUGUACUGACCAUACCUCUUCCCACCCUGUCUCCUGUACUGACCAUACCUCUUCCCACCCUGUCUCCUGUAAAAUUGCUAUUCCCUUUUCUCUGUUCCUUUGGCUCCACCACAUAUGUUCACAGGAUAUGGUUUCCUUCCCAGGACAUCAGAGAUGUCCUCCUUCUUUAAAGAAGGGGUUUCCCUUCCUCCACCAUUGAUGCUGCCCUCACCCGCAUAUCCUCCAUUUCCCGAACACCUGAGCUCACCCCAUCUUUCCGCCGACUUAACAGUGAUAGAGUUCCUCUUGUCCUGACCUACCACCAAUGAGCCUCUGCAUCUAACACAUCAGUCUCUGCAACUUCUGCCAUCUCCAAAGGGAUCCUACUACCAAACAUAUCUUUACCAUGCCCCCUCUACCCUUUCCACACGAGUUGCUCUCUCCAUGAUUCGCUUGUCCAUUUGCCCGUCCGCACUAAUCUUUCUCCUGGCACUUAACCCUGCAAGCAGCUGAAGUGCUACACCUGCCCUUUCACCUCCUCUCUCAUCUCCAUUCAAGGACCCAGACAGUCCUUCCAGGUGAGGUAGUACUUCACCCGUGAAGCUGCUGGAACUGUCUAUUGUGUCUAGUGCUCCUAAUACGGCCUCCACUACAUUGGUGAGACCCACUGUAAAUUGGGAGACCGCUUCAUCGAACAACUCCACUCCAUGUGCCAAAAGCGGAUUUUCCUGGUGGUCAAACAUUUUAAUUUCCAUUCCCGUUCCUAUUUUGGCAUAUCAGCCCAUGGUCUCCUCUUGUGAUACCAUUGCAGCCACCUCAGGGUGGAGGAGUAACACCUCGUAUUUGUCUGGGUAACUUCUAACCUGGUGGCGUGAAUAUCAAUCUCUCCUUCCAGUAAAAAAUUCCCUCUCCCUCUCCUCUUCUUCCAUUCCCCACCUAAGCUUCUUACCUCUUCUGGCCUGCCUGUGACCUCCCCCUGUGUUCCCUCCCCUUUCUCCUAUGGUCCACUCUCCUCUCCUCUCCUAUCCUAUCAGAUUUCUUUCUCUUCAACCCUUUACUUUUCCUCCCUAUCAUCCUCUAGUUAUCCUCCUUCCCUCCACACCCUUCCUUUCCAGUCCUGAUGAAGUGUUUCAGUCCAAAACGUCGACUGUUUAUUCAUUUCCAUAGAUGCUGUCUGAACUGCUGAGUUCCUCCAGCAUUUUGUGUGUGUUGCUUCAAUUAUUCUUUCCCCUUUUCAAGACUGACUGACUAUUAUAUCCUUUGCUGGUGUGAUCCUGAACUGUAGAGUUUCCUCUGCUCUUCCCAUCCCUCCCUCUCUCUCAAUGCUUGCACCUUGUGAUAUUUUUCUGCAUCAGAAGGAAUGAAUUGCUGCAAUCUGUUGACUGUAUGUAGCCUUUUUAAAUUACUUUUAUUAAGAGAUUAAGAACUUUAUUGAAGAUUUGAUUCACAAACUUGUUUUGAGAACAUGAUAAAACUUUCUGGUAUGGUAUCUCAUUUUCACUGAUAAUAGUGCUACUUUAUCACUUUAAAAAGAACAACUUUAAGCAUGCAAAUAUGAAUGAACACAAACUGCUCUUUGUCUCAAUAAGUGCUUAAUGGUGAAAAAGAUGGAUUGUCUAUUGUGUUUCAAUUGUGAAGCUUUAUCUUUACCCUUGUAUCUGUGUGAUGCCUCAUUUGCAUGGAUACAAUGUCAAUCUUUCAGUUUUCCCUGAGAAGGAAAAUUUGAUAUCUGACCUAGAGAAAGAAAUAGUCAUUAAAUAGGAAUUUUCCUUGCACAUUAUGACACUGUGAAUUUAUGAAAGAGAGUGGGAAAGUUAAUUUAACAGGUGGGUGCUGAGAAAUAAGGAGGAGAGGGUUGAAAACCCAGACAUGUUAAAACAUUACAGACCCAUCAUAGAAAAAUGCAUCACAGAAAAAUAUACCAUGAUUGAGAAAUAUAUCUGUCAAUUGCAAUCUUAUGGGAGAGCUCAAGAGUUCAAUAUGACAUUGUUGAAUGAUAAAUCAAGCUGGAAGGUUGUCUGGCCAGUCUUUUCUAUUUCCUAAUUGUUUAUCAUAUCAGAAAACACAGGUUGGAUCUGCAGCUGAAGCAUGAGAAAAACAUUGUGUGUUGAGUCAGUUAUUUUGGAUUUAGGAAAAUAGGAUACAGGUUGAUGCUGAUGCGAAGUGGGAGCUGGGCAUUCAUUGCAAAACUGGUUUCACAAAUUUGGCUGAGAAUGCAACUAUUUUGGAAAGAUCUACGGAAUAAUAUGGAUAGCCUAAGCAGUUAAUAUUUUUUUCGUAAAGUAAUAAUGCUGGUAAUUUGACUUGAUGGUGCUUGCACAAUUGAGAUUAACUAAAAAAAAUGCUGUGAAAAUAUUAAACUAAAAAAAUUUAAGGCAAUUCAUAUGGAAGCAUUCAUAAAAAGUAGGUUGCUUUUUAUAGCCUCCUAAAAGCCAAAAAUUGGAAUCAUGCUCUUAAGCCCAAGGGAACAUAGCUGUUUUCAGGCAGAGUAAGAAAGCUGAAAAAUGAUCAGAACUUUGAGCAAAACAUUCUGCACAAAUUUGCAACAGAAGGUGGAUGACGUUAUGAAAAAGCUGACAGAUUUUCUGUUUUUCCAUCUUAAUAUCCUUAGAAUAUAAAUUGUAUUUUCAAGACUUUUCACGUCAUGAUUCAGGCAACUAUGUAGCUGAUGAAGGAAUUGACUAAUCUUUGUUUCAGUAUUAUCACUGUUCUGCAUACAAUGGUACUUGAUUCAAAGAUUGUAGUUUAAUGCAAAAAAAAUGUUGUUCCUCAGAUUUUCAUUUUCCAGUGUCAUGUUGUACUAUUUAUUUUGUUAGUAGUUUGAGUGAUUAUUUGACCCAGUUACAUCUGUUUCCUUACUCAUGUCUAAUGCUUAAAAGUGUAAUGCCACACUGCCAUUUAUGUAACCUUUGACCCCUGGCUAUAUCUUUCCUCUGCAAUCCAUCUUUGGCUCCUCUCCUUUGUCUUCUAUCUCACCUCCAAUAGCAUUGGACAUUUUUUGCCACAAAUAUUGACAUCUUUUGAUCAGUUGCCUCCAUUCAAUAGGCAAAAAUUAUUUUAAGCUUACCUUUCUCACGUUUUUCUUCCAUAUCUGAGCAUGGGCUCUCUGAUCUUGCCUCGUCCACAGAACCCUUGAAACUUUUUCCGCUAAACAUUCAUUAGCUGAGAUUGUUCAUAGUUCUCUUCUCAGGUACUUUCACCCUCUACCCAAAAACUGCCAUCCUUCUCUCUCUCCUCCUUAAGUCUGACCUUUCACCCUUAUCAUUGCCAAUUGCCUCCCAAAUCUGACUUACCUUUUUUCCCUCUGGUCCUAAGUUGUACUGUCAUCACUGUUUCACUUUCCCAGUAUUUCACAGCCGAAUCCUUCAAGUCAGGCUUUGUGCUGUCACAGUGCCAUGACAUCUUAUAUUAACUUGGCUAUCUCUGCAUCUGUAUGUAGCUUGUCCAUACUAUCUUCCUAAGUCAUCAUCCCAUCAUUAUGUAACAGGGUGGAUUCCUCAAGUAUGUUUUCUACCUUGUCUAUUCGACUAUAGCUAGAGAGUCAUUUGCAAAGUCUCUCUUCCCAUUUCCACACAGUUACCCAUAAAGAUCACAAAUCUGCUUGAUCACUAAAACAACCUCCUUCAUCACAUCUUCUAACUUGGUCCCUUCUUCAGUUCAACUAAAUCUUCACUGAUACCAUUAUUACUCUUGAAUACUUUAGCUGCUGGUGUCCCAGCCCACACUAAGCCCAUCAUCAUCCCUGUGCUUCUUAACCUCCACUAGUUCAUGGGCAAACAACAGAUUAAUUUCAAAAUUCUAAUUCUAGCUUUCAAGUCUCUUGUUAACACUGCAACCUGCAUUUCUAAACCAUUCCAAGACAUUUGCCCUUAUGCAAUUCUUGAUUUUUCCUGAAUAUAUUAGCUCCACCCUCAGUAAUCUUGGCUUCAACUUGAAUUGGCUUCAGCUUUUUAUUUGCCUUCCUAAACUUCUGCUUCUUUCCAUCUUUCAACUUUUCUCCCACAAGAAGCCUUAACAAUUUCAUUGAACUUUGGUCAUCAGUUCCAAUGUGUCCAAUUUCCUAAUGUGGCUGAGCUUCAUUUAUUAUUUGAUAAUAUUCAUGAACAACACUUAGGGAUCUUUCAUUAUGUUAAAGGCACUGUAUAAUGAUGUUGUGUUGAAAGAGCUAAUGCUAUAGGCAUGCGCUUGACACAAAUGUUUAAUUGUGUAAAUAGUGGAAUUUUAUAUAUUCAAGGCAAGCAGGUUUUCAGUAUAAAAUAUCAAAAUAAAGCAAUAGGGUAUUUUUAAUAUUAACUGUUAUAUAUUGUAUUUCAAAUACUUCAUUGUGUAAUAAAUAUUUUCCUGAAUUAGAGUGGGAACUGUUUUCAUUACCCUGAAUGUGUACAUUAUGUGAACAUUGUCAGUUUUUUUUAUAUAUCAGAAAUGAGAAAACUAUUUACAUCCAUAUCUUUGUUGGUUGUUAAAUGUAAUUUGAGAUUAUUCUAAUAAAUAAAUCUAGCUGGUCUAGGAAAAGAAGUCUUCACCGUUAAUUACGUUUAUAUUCUAUGCGCUUGUUACUGUUAAUUAUAUUGUUGCUUUGAAUAAACGAAUAUGAUGCCAUUUUUCCAAUGGUAUUUCUGAUGAUACUUAUAAUAGAUUUUGAUAUUCAAAGUAUUUAAUGUGUUUAAUUUCUCUUUACCUAGCAGAAACUGAUUUAUAAAUUAAUUUAGUUGUAUGUCCUGCAAUGUACAGGAAACACAGGUAUUUGAAGCAACAGAUUCCUUUACACAAU